Cylindrotheca closterium is the source of this 477-nucleotide messenger RNA. Lineage: Eukaryota; Bacillariophyta; Bacillariophyceae; Bacillariales; Bacillariaceae. The record is from the annotation of a GenBank genome assembly.
AUGCUACUUUGCCAUCCUGCCAAUCAGACCAAGACGGGCGCCUUCCUGGAGGCAGUCCUUCAGGCCCAUCAGCUUGAAACCGGUACCUCCUACAGCCUCUUCCAACAAGUCUAUGCCAACACCUCCAUCCUGGCAUCUGACACGUGGGCAAAGCGGACUUGGAGUAAACUUGACUCUCUCUCCAUCCACCUGGAGUUUGAUUCCCCUUCUCUUCAGCUACUACGCCGAGGAGACCAACUGUUAGUUGACCUGUUCAUCGAUUCUUUGGUGGACCAACUUACUUUGAAAUGGCUCAACUGGUGUCGGAUCUUCCUGCAUGCAGUCACUCUUUCUGAUAUUUUGAAUGCUGACGGGACAGCGAUUACUCUGAAAGCAUGGAAAGGGCUAAGAGCGGACAGCCGUUCUGAUCGGUCUUUCUCCCAACUGGACUGGUGGGAGCAGCGCAAUAUGGAAGUGGACUUCAAAGCACAAUCCUAA